UCGCGAGCCAUGGGUUAUCGACGCGCUCGCUCGCGGAAAUCCUAAUCCUCGAUUUUAGUCUCGGGAUUUAUUUGUUGUGGUGUUUUUUUUUUUGUGCAAUGGAAAUAAAUUUGUGAUUGUACGGUGAAUUUAUUGUGCCAUUAUUUGGGUUAUCGGGUGCACCAGAUAUUUCGGGGAUAGGAUAACGUGAUAUGAAGACAGAGGCAGAAGAGUUGGCGCCCGAGGGCGUGUGUGAGGGUAAUGGUGUGGCAAAGGCAACAGGAACAACAACGACAAUCGGCCAGGACGUGUCACCGAGUGUAAUGGAGUGUGGUGGUUGUGGUGAACGGGUACGUGAAAGAACAGUCCUCUGCGUUGGCGGUAGAACAUGGCACUCGAGGUGUCUCAGAUGCUGUGCAUGUGCAAGGCCUCUGCACGAUCAGCACUCGUGCUUCCUCAGGGGGAUGAGACUUUAUUGCCGGCACGACUAUGCCCUGGCUUUCGGUGCUAAAUGCGCCAAAUGCGGGAGGAGUGUGAGUGCUGGUGAUUGGGUUAGGAGAGCGAGAGAGAGGGUUUACCACUUGGCGUGUUUUGCUUGCGACGCGUGUUCACGUCAGCUCUCGACUGGUGAACAAUUCGCUCUGCUCGAUGCCCGAUUGCUAUGCAAGGCCCACUAUCUUGAUGUCGUCGAGGGCAACAACACCUCCUCCGACGAGGGUGGCGAUUCGGAGAGCGGACACAAAGGUGGUAGCAAAGCCAAAAGAGUGAGAACUACCUUCACCGAGGAGCAGUUGUCAGUUCUCCAGGCGAAUUUUCAGCUAGACAGCAAUCCUGAUGGUCAAGAUCUGGAGAGGAUAGCCCAUGUCACCGGAUUGAGUAAGAGAGUUACUCAGGUAUGGUUUCAAAAUUCUCGGGCAAGACAGAAAAAACACUUGCACACCGGAAAAAUGAAGGGCCAACACACGCAUCAGUCGCCGCCGACUUCUACGCCAUCCCCUGGAGAUUUUGGACGGCACAUAAAUCUGCACCUGACAUAUUCCUUUCAGCACCAACAACACCACCAACAGAAUCAGGGACAUCAGACCCAAUUAAGUCCGGCGGCGUGCAAAAGCCCAACUCCCUCGAUCUACCAUAAUCACGGUUCAGAACAGUCGAUGGACGAGCUGUCCCAGGACUCCAUGAUGCUUACGAUGCCAAACGAAGUGUGAACCCUUCAUCAAAUCCUCUCUUUUGUAAAUAUACUCUCAGUAUUUCCUCUAAAUUAACGAUUGGCGCUGGCAAGGGGCUUGGCCUGUGUAAUUACGGUGCCCCAGUGGGCGGAUGAACUUCCAAGUGAGACACCGGAAGCUCAAAAACUUUUGCAGAGUAAUAUUCGAGGAUUAGAUUUAUAACUGAAUCGUCAACUUACGCUUGUGCUUAGGACUCUGUAAUCAAAAUAGGUGUACGUAGAUGAAUUUUAAAAUUGACGAGCACAAAAUUUCGUAUUGAGAUGAACGUGAAGUUCUAUUUGUUUUUGAUAUACCAAUGGUUCUGUCGUCAUUAAAAGAGAAUUCAUUGUUCAAGUUGUCGUUGUUGUUUCGUGAACUGUAAAACAGGGUAUCGAUGAGAAAUAUAUGAGAUGUCAGUGAAUGAUGAAUUCUUUUCAAUCCGGUGAUCGGUCCAAUGAACGCAGAUGAGAGAGCUAUUGCUACUCCAGAUAAAACACAUGUAAAUAUUGUAAACUAUUUAGUUAUCGAAAUAUACACUGCACUUAU
This is a messenger RNA of Fopius arisanus, 1733 nucleotides long. It is a transcript of the gene Awh, whose product is annotated as LIM/homeobox protein Awh. The record is from RefSeq and is a predicted model, not a curated record. The coding region runs from base 192 to 1187 and encodes 331 amino acids. Lineage: Eukaryota; Metazoa; Arthropoda; Insecta; Hymenoptera; Braconidae. The transcript has 6 exons. Gene Ontology annotation, biological process: regulation of transcription by RNA polymerase II; neuron differentiation. Gene Ontology annotation, cellular component: nucleus. Gene Ontology annotation, molecular function: RNA polymerase II transcription regulatory region sequence-specific DNA binding; DNA-binding transcription factor activity, RNA polymerase II-specific.